Molecule: messenger RNA, 1010 nt
Organism: Stylophora pistillata
Lineage: Eukaryota; Metazoa; Cnidaria; Anthozoa; Scleractinia; Pocilloporidae
Product: T-cell leukemia homeobox protein 2
Biological process (GO): cell differentiation; regulation of transcription by RNA polymerase II
Cellular component (GO): nucleus
Molecular function (GO): RNA polymerase II cis-regulatory region sequence-specific DNA binding; DNA-binding transcription factor activity, RNA polymerase II-specific
Source: RefSeq, a predicted model, not a curated record
AUGAAGGAAGAAGAAGAUGGCACUCCAUGGAAGGAGAAUCAUGAAGACUUGAAGGAUUCGUUGCUGUCUGUUAACUCGUCUGGAAACAAAGCCACGGUGUUAAACAAACCAUCUUCGGACGUGAGCAAUUCACCUGAGAAGAAUUUUGAUGAAAAUUCUCAAGUUGAAACAAGUCGCAGCGACGAGAAAGUGCACGUAUUUCGAGCUGAUUGUGAACACUUCAAGUUUGUAGAUUUAAAGGGGAUUCAAAGUUUGGUGUGUUUUAAUCGUUCAGAUGCCGCUAAAGAAUUUGAAAAUAAAUACCCCACGCGAUCCAGCAGAUCCCGUUCUUCGUUCUCAGUGGAGCAGGUGUUGCAAUUAGAACGAGUUUUUGAUCGACAGAAAUAUCUGGGUUCUAGAGACAGGCAAAGACUCGCAGCACAGCUGCAGAUGAGCGAGACACAGGUAAAGACCUGGUUCCAAAACAGACGAAUGAAACAAAAGAAGAAACGAGCUGAGGACGUCGAACGCAGAACCAAACUAUCAUUCCUGAGGAACCUGGCCUAUUCCAUGCAACAUGGUUUCCAUAGUUACCCACCUGACUGCGACUGCCGUCCCCCCACCUAUCCCGACACUCCUUUGGUGUUGAGAACUGAGCUGCCAUCAAAGUACGCAUGUCCUUCCGCCUCGCCUUGGAGUAACUUUCCUUAUUAUCCACCGCCGCCAUAUUGGGGAAGGUACCCAAUACCAUAUUAACCAUCACCAGGGCCCCUAGUUAAUUUGGUUCCUUUUCUUGAGGUGCAAUUGUUUUCUAGGCGGCCUCCUAUUGUGGGACUGAUUGAAUUGCAGUAGGUUUUGAGUUUUUUGAGACGAAAACAUUUUUUUUUCUUGUUUUGUUUUUGGUUAGCCAUUUGUGCACUUUUAACGUUGUCAACAGCUACAAGUUGCAUUGCUACAGACUAUUUGCGCUUAGUAAAGUUCUGCAAACGAGAUGAAAUUUGACUGCAAGGGUAGUAAAAUGGUAAAAAAGA